AUGGAUUUGGUGGCGGCCGGCGAGGCCGGGCUGGCGGCGGGCGAGGGGCCGGCCCCGAUCCGCGACGAGGUGGCCGAGAAGUGCCAGAAGCUUUUCCAGGACUUCCUCGAGGAAUUCCAAAACAGUGAUGGAGAAGUUAAAUACUUGCGUGAUGCAGAGGAGCUGAUCCGCCCAGAGAGGAACACCUUAAUUGUAAGCUUUGUGGAUUUGGAGCAGUUCAACCAACAACUUGCUACUACAAUCCAGGAAGAAUUCUACAGAGUCUAUCCUUUCUUGUGUCGGGCUGUGAAGACUUUUGCCAAAGACCAUGGAAACGUUCCUCCCAACAAAGACUUCUACGUCGCUUUUCAAGAUCUACCUACCAGGCACAAAAUUCGAGAGCUAACAUCCGCCCGAAUUGGUUCACUAAUGCGUAUCAGUGGGCAGGUGGUCCGCACCCACCCAGUUCAUCCUGAGCUAGUCAGUGGGACAUUCCUCUGUUUGGAUUGCCAAACAGUUAUAAAAGAUGUGGAGCAGCAGUUCAAGUAUACACAGCCCAACAUCUGUAAAAACCCAGUCUGUGCCAAUCGGAGACGGUUCCUCCUGGACACCAACAAAUCCCGAUUUGUUGACUUUCAAAAGGUUCGUAUUCAAGAAACGCAGGCUGAGCUGCCCCGGGGGAGCAUUCCUCGCAGCGUGGAGGUGAUCUUGCGUGCUGAAGCUGUAGAAUCUGCUCAGGCUGGGGACAAGUGUGACUUCACAGGUUCCCUCAUUGUUGUGCCUGAUGUCGCCCAGCUCUCCACCCCAGGUGUAAGAGCAGAAACUGGAUCUCGCGUGAGUGGGAAAGAAGGUUAUGAAACGGAAGGUAUCAGAGGGCUUCGUGCCCUUGGAGUCAGAGAGCUGUCCUAUAAACUGGUCUUUCUGGCAUGCUACGUUGCACCUACAAAUCCAAGAUUUGGUGGGAAAGAGCUCCGAGAUGAGGAACAGACUGCAGAAAGCAUUAAAAACCAGAUGUCGGUCAAUGAGUGGGAAAAAGUAUUCGAAAUGAGUCAGGAUAAAAAUCUGUAUCACAAUCUCUGUACCAGCCUCUUUCCUACUGUACAUGGUAAUGAUGAAGUGAAACGGGGGAUUCUACUCAUGCUCUUUGGUGGAGUUCCCAAGACCACAGCCGAAGGCACUUCGCUGCGUGGGGAUAUCAAUGUCUGCAUUGUUGGUGAUCCAAGCACUGCCAAGAGUCAGUUUCUUAAGCACGUGGAAGAAUUCAGCCCCCGGGCUGUGUACACCAGCGGAAAGGCCUCCAGUGCUGCCGGCUUGACUGCUGCUGUGGUGAAAGAUGAAGAGUCCUAUGAAUUUGUCAUUGAAGCCGGGGCUCUGAUGUUGGCAGAUAAUGGAGUGUGUUGCAUUGAUGAAUUUGACAAAAUGGACCUGAGAGAUCAAGUUGCCAUUCACGAGGCAAUGGAACAGCAAACUAUCUCCAUCACUAAAGCAGGAGUUAAGGCUACUUUGAAUGCCAGAACUUCCAUUUUGGCGGCAGCAAAUCCGGUUGGCGGACGUUAUGACAGAGCCAAGUCUCUGAAGCAGAACAUAAACCUGUCUGCCCCCAUCAUGUCCAGAUUCGAUCUUUUCUUUAUUCUAGUGGAUGAAUGCAAUGAGGUUACAGAUUAUGCCAUUGCCAGGCGCAUCGUGGAUCUUCAUUCCAGAAUAGAAGAAUCAAUUGACCGCAUGUAUUCACUAGAUGACAUAAGGAGGUACCUUCUCUUUGCCAGGCAAUUUAAACCAAAGAUUUCUAAAGAGUCUGAAGACUUCAUAGUUGAGCAAUAUAAGCGGCUACGCCAGAGGGAUGGCUCUGGUGUUACAAAAUCAUCCUGGAGAAUCACCGUAAGACAGCUGGAAAGCAUGAUUCGGCUGUCAGAAGCCAUGGCCCGGAUGCAUUGCUGUGAUGAGGUUCAUCCAAAGCACGUGAAAGAGGCCUUCCGGUUGUUGAACAAAUCUAUCAUCAGAGUUGAGACUCCAGAUAUCAAUUUAGACCAAGAAGAAGAACAACCAAUUGAAGAGCCUGAGGCUCAAGGUGGAGUGACUGGAGAUGGAGACGCUCCAGCCGUGAAUGGCUUGGUGAAUGGCAUCAACGGCCACUCAGAUUAUUCGAGCAAAGACGCAGCACCUAAGGUUUCCCUGAGACUUAGUUUCCCUGAAUACCGUAGAAUCUCUAACCUCAUUGUGUUGCAUCUGAGGAAAGCGGAAGAAGAAGAUGACGAUAGUGCCUUGAGAAGAAGUGAGCUUAUCAACUGGUAUCUAAAGGAAAUUGAAUCGGAAAUAGAUUCUGAAGAGGAACUCAUCAAUAAGAAGAAUAUAAUAGAGAAAGUUAUCCAUCGCCUUACCCACUAUGACCACAUCCUCAUUGAACUCACCCAGAUUGGAUUGAAGGACUCGGAAGAAGGAGAAAGCUGUGAUGAAGACCCGUACUUGGUAGUUAAUCCAAACUACUUGCUGGAAGACUAGGGGCUAUGAAGCAAUGCCAUGUGACCCUCCUACGAGAGACCAGUGCUCGCUUCACCAUUGUACAUAGCAGGCUAAUUCAGAAGGGCUUUGCCACAGACUUUAUCCUCUUGA
This is a messenger RNA of Euleptes europaea (tarantolino), 2589 nucleotides long. RefSeq names its product minichromosome maintenance complex component 6 (gene MCM6). NCBI's taxonomy places the organism in Eukaryota, Metazoa, Chordata, Lepidosauria, Squamata, Sphaerodactylidae. Gene Ontology annotation, cellular component: nucleus; MCM complex. Gene Ontology annotation, molecular function: single-stranded DNA binding; single-stranded 3'-5' DNA helicase activity; ATP binding. Gene Ontology annotation, biological process: mitotic DNA replication; double-strand break repair via break-induced replication; DNA replication initiation. The record is from RefSeq and is a predicted model, not a curated record. The transcript has 17 exons. The coding region runs from base 1 to 2478 and encodes 825 amino acids.